AUUCAAAAAUAUUUGAAAUAUUAAUAAAAAUUAUUAAUGAUAAUAUCGAAAACGACAAGCUUUACGAAGCAUACAAGACCCUUAAGCAGCCUCUUGUUGGUGAGACCAAUACAUGCAAUGAAGUGCUUAAUUCAAAAAAACAGCAAAAAACCUGGAAAUCACGAAGGAAUGGAAAAUUAGCUUUUUGGCUACGAUAA
Molecule: messenger RNA, 197 nt
Organism: Racocetra persica
Lineage: Eukaryota; Fungi; Glomeromycota; Glomeromycetes; Diversisporales; Gigasporaceae
Source: the annotation of a GenBank genome assembly